CUGGUGCUCGGUUGCCAUGGUAGUCAACUGACACAACUUUGCCUGGCUUGGGAUAGGCUAACCUUGGAAAGCAAAUAAUUAGCUGUUUAUUGGACGCGUACAUUGGCCACUUAGUUUCCCUCUAAAAGCUAACUUUCAAAGAUACGUCAGGUACGUUUAUUUGUGUUAUAACAAUGGAGGACGAAUUACAGGAGCAGCAACUAAUGUCGAUUCCAGAGGAAAGCGCGGAGCCAUCGGACCAACCAGAGACGUUAAAAACCGAGGAGCAAGAGGAAAUCAUCGAAGUCGAGGAGGGGGUUUUAACUGAAGAAAUGGUGUCUGAAGGUUUAUCCCAUCUUGGACUUGAUCUGACCGGGCAGCAUCACGUUCUAUGCCACCUAUCCCUACCGAAUCUCAGUCUUAUCAACAUACAUUUGUUAUGCAAGUACGCCCAUCUUGUAAAGCUGGAACUGCAACACAACAACAUAGAAGAUAUAUCCUGCCUGAACCACAUACCCCACCUUAUCUACUUGGACGUGUCUCACAAUGAAAUCUCCAACUUCUUUCAAUUCCAGCCACUCCGGUACCUACAGGUGGCUGAUUUCUCCCACAACCGAAUACCAGACAUUAAGGAUCUGGCAGGCUUUUGCUGCCUGCGUAAGCUGAAUCUGGACUACAACUGUCUCUCUGAAGUCAGCGAUCUUAAAGAUUGUUCUAUGCUCACCCAUCUCAGCCUGGCUUACAACAAAAUCACAAAAAUCAGCAACCUAGGCAAUCUGCCUCUCAUAGAUCUCUGCCUGAGGGGAAACCAGCUCCACUGCACUGAAGGGUUGGAGAAGUUACAGAACAUACAGGUUCUUGAUUUGUCAAGAAACUGCAUCACCUCUAUUUCAGGAAUUCAGAAUCUCCGCUUGCUGUACUUAAUCGACUUGGAGAAAAACCAGAUUAUGGAAAUUGAAGAUCUAAAAUAUGUCAUUGAGCUUCCGAUGCUGACAAACCUCAAUCUGCUGGAUAACCCUGUGCAGGAGCACCAUAACUACAGACUGACAGUCAUCUUUCUCCACCAAGGCUUAUCGGUGCUAGACAAUAAGAAAGUCACUGUUGAAGAAAAGGUGUCUUCAAAAAACAUGUUUGAGCCUCCUAUGGACAUAGUAGCAGCAAAAGAUCACAUCAUGAACAUGGUUCACCAGAUGGCACAGCCGCAGGUUCUCUAUCAAAGCACAAUGCCCACUCCAAACACCCCAUACCCAAUGCUGGUGCUGACGGGCCCUGAAGGCUGUAGGAAAGGAGACUUGGUUCGCAGACUGUGUCGGGAGUUCGGUGAACACUUUGGUGUUGGCAUCUGUCACACCACGCGGCCCCCCUACUCUGGAGAGAAGAACGGGGUUGAUUAUCAUUUUGUCAGUGAAGAGGAGUUUCAGAACUUAGUUGUCAUGGGUAAAUUUAUCCUGACCAUGCAGUACGGCAGCCAUCUGUUUGGCCUCACCAGAGGCGCUAUAGAGGAAGUAGCAAAUCACGGAGUGGUUUGUUGUUUACAUAUGGAGCUGGAGGGUAUUUUCAGUCUAAAGAAGAGCUGCUUUAAGCCUCGAUACAUCCUGCUCAUACCCACGGCUAUAGAGAAGUUCAUAAUCCACAUGAAAAGCACUAACCGUUACACCAAGCCACAGAUUGAUCUCGCGGUGCAGCGUGUGCCCCUCUAUUCAAAAACCAACGAAGAACGUAAAGGAUUCUUCGACAACGUCAUUUCAAGUGAUAACUAUGAUGAAGCUUACCGGACCUUGCUGGAAGUAGUGAAGGUCUACAUCUACGCUGAGGAGGAGGAGGAGCCGCAGGAGGAGGAGGCAAAGGAAAAGGAGGAGGAGAAGCCGCGAGAGGAGGAGGAGGAGAAACCCAGCGAAGAGGAGGUGGAAGAAGAGAAGAGCAGCAUUGAAUCCGACAGCAGUUUGAGAGACUUUGAGUCAGUCGAGGAACCAGCAACAACACCGGUAGAAUCAGAGUCACUCCCUGGCACCACCGUCGAAGCCAGCUCGGCAAAAGCCCAGGCAGAUUUGAGCUGUCAAAAAACAUUGAUUGAGCUCGCCUCCUUGAGGAAGCGGGAGGAGCUGGCGAGGGAAGCUGUCAUUGGAAAGAAACCAGGGUUGCACAGCCACCUCUUCAAACAGCACACCCAAAAUGUGGCGUCAGCGGAACGUGAUCAAGAUCCUGGUACCCACACUCAGGAGAUUAGCGGCUCAGAAGUGUCUCAUGCCACCUCAGCUCUCGACGUUCCUGCGUCACUCGGUGGCUCUGUUGAACCUCUAGAUGGAACCCUAUUGGCACAGACGACAGAAAUGCUCAAAGAUUGCGGUAUGGGACUCGACUCACAGUCCAUCCUGCGUCCAGAGUCGGAUGGACAUAAGAACCGUGAAGUCACCAAGUCCACGUCACCCGAGACACGUUGAAUCUACCCAUAACCGCCCGUC
Messenger RNA from Poecilia latipinna (sailfin molly), 2441 nucleotides. RefSeq names its product leucine-rich repeats and guanylate kinase domain containing (gene lrguk). Lineage: Eukaryota; Metazoa; Chordata; Actinopteri; Cyprinodontiformes; Poeciliidae. The transcript has 20 exons. Gene Ontology annotation, cellular component: cytosol. The record is from RefSeq and is a predicted model, not a curated record. The coding region runs from base 174 to 2420 and encodes 748 amino acids. Gene Ontology annotation, molecular function: GMP kinase activity; protein binding.